Venturia canescens is the source of this 1794-nucleotide messenger RNA. RefSeq lists its product as uncharacterized. The record is from RefSeq and is a predicted model, not a curated record. The coding region runs from base 131 to 1657 and encodes 508 amino acids. The transcript is spliced from 6 exons. Gene Ontology annotation, molecular function: protein binding; DNA binding. Gene Ontology annotation, biological process: regulation of transcription by RNA polymerase II. Gene Ontology annotation, cellular component: nucleus. Lineage: Eukaryota; Metazoa; Arthropoda; Insecta; Hymenoptera; Ichneumonidae.
UGCAAGCAAAGCUACCCUCCAUUUUUGAUAAUAGUCCCGUUCCAAAUUCCGUUGAAAUUCGUAGCGCGAGAGGAAAAAAAACACAGAUACCCUCCCUAUAAAGUUGAACAAGAAACGAAACUGAAACGAAAUGUCAACAACAAUAACAGAGAACCAGGAGCAACCUCAAAAUGAAGAGAGCUGCUAUUAUAAAUGGACCGAUCAUCAGACUCAUUUGUCAGACGUUGUUCGACAACUUUUAGAAGAAGAAUGUAUGGUCGACGUAACUCUCGUUGCCGAUGGCGAACGCAUACAAGCUCAUCGUAUCGUACUGUGCUCUUGCAGUACUUUAUUUCAAGAAAUAUUUAGUCAAACAAAUGAGGAACACGCCACAAUAAUAUUAAGCGACAUAUCGGCGCAAGAUGUGAGAUCGAUUGUAGAAUUUAGUUAUCAUGGGGAAGUGAGAACCCCUGUUGAAAACAUCAGCAAUCUGUUGGAGGCUGCUCAUUCUUUAAGAAUUUGUGGUCUUAUGGAGAUUGAUGGAUUGGAUGAAAAUGAUGCAAUAAUAAGUGUGAAAGAUUCGAAGGAUGAAAGCGGAGAGUGCUUUGAGGAUUUUGAGGAGUGCGUCGAUAAUGACACAGAAAUGUUGGAUGAUGAUCCACAUUUGUACAAAGAAGUUAAACAGAGUUGCGAGGGUAUUGAAAAAGUGAUGUCAAAUAAAGGAAAGAAGCGUCAAAAAAGUAAUUUGAAACGUGACUACAACGAUGAGAUGCUUGCGUCAGCAAUAAACGAUCUCAAAUUAGGCCAAACCCUUGUUGAAGCUUCCAUCAAAAAUAACAUCCCACGUUCGACUCUUUACAUGAGAGCAAAAGCCCUCGGGAUACAACUAAACGCUUCGCGAAACGAAUAUCCAGCGGAAUGCAUGAAAGCUGCCAUUGACGCAGUCAUUGAAGGCUCCAGUUUGCAACAUGCUUCUGAUAAAUUUUUCAUACCGAAAACUGUUCUCUGGCGACGCAUACAAAAAGAAGGGUACCAAAUCCUCCGAACUGGGGUCAAACGCGCCUAUGGUCAGGAGAAAAGGGAUGCUGCUGUCAAAGCCCUACAGCGGGGAGAAAAUCUAACAAAAGUUGCUCAACAAUUUCAGAUACCAAAAACAACAUUGUUUCGUGAAAAGGUGAAGUUGGUCGACGAGGGUAAACUACCAGAAUCAUUUUGGAAGAAGCGGAAGACUGGAAACGAGGAAUGGAAAAAAAUGCGUUUGGAAGAAGCGGUGGCACUUUGCAAAGAGGGCAAAAUGUCGCAGGCUGCAGCAGCGAUGAAAUACAGAAUUCCAAAAACAACAAUUUGGCGCAGAUUGCAGCAGGAGGGAAAAAGUACUGCACGAGAGAAUGUGAAAACUGCUGAACAUUCGUUAAACGAGUACGAAUUAUCGGGAAAAACUAUACAGGAUAACUCCGAAUUUGCUCUUUGCGAGGUAUCCUCGGAAAUUCCAAUGACUUAUAUAGACUCGAAUUUGCCGGCUGAUUCCGUAAUAAUAUUGACGACGGAAGACGUUGAUGGUUUAAAUUUGGACGAAAAUAGGCAAUUGAUGGUUAAUCAGGAUUCUGAAUACGUUCAAUGUGCUUUGGCCAUAACCGAUGACGCAGAAGCCUCCGGUUAUCCGCAAGCAGAGAGCUAACGAAGCCACCAAAUGAUUUGUACAACACAAUCGAUGCUUUGUAUUAAAAGCGAAUAUCUUAACAGUGACGAAAACGAAACGAAAAAUGGAAAGAUCCAAUGAAAUGUAAUACAAUAAAAAAAAAAUAUUAGGGAUUA